Molecule: messenger RNA, 5062 nt
Organism: Platichthys flesus (European flounder)
Lineage: Eukaryota; Metazoa; Chordata; Actinopteri; Pleuronectiformes; Pleuronectidae
Gene: ranbp10
Product: RAN binding protein 10
Exons: 15
Coding region: 155-2008 (617 amino acids)
Biological process (GO): cytoskeleton organization; cell surface receptor signaling pathway
Cellular component (GO): cytoplasm
Molecular function (GO): protein binding
Source: RefSeq, a predicted model, not a curated record
CAGUGCAUUCUGCUGCUUAUCCGGGGAUGUCACACCGCUGCUAUUUUCUCCCCUCGGUCCCUCGCACUCUCAGCCCGCAGCUCCAGAGCACCGACACCGGGCCACGAACGGACGCCGACCGACGCUAACGACUUCGGGAACCAGAGGGCCGACGAUGGCAGAGCUGGCAGCGGGAAGCCUGCCGUUAGGGGACCCGGCCUUUAACUACCAGGAUCAGGAGCUGACCGAGCGGCUGAAGCGGCUCUACCCGGCGGUGAACGAGGAAGAGACCCCUCUGCCCCGCUCCUGGAGCCCCAAGGAUAAGUACAGCUACAUCGGGCUGUCACAGAACAACCUGCGGGUCCACUAUAAAGGUCAUGGAAAGAACCACAAAGAUGCAGCAUCAGUGCGAGCCACACACCCAAUCCCUGCUGCCUGUGGGAUCUACUACUUUGAAGUCAAGAUUGUCAGCAAAGGUCGAGAUGGGUACAUGGGCAUUGGCCUGUCUGCCCAGGGAGUCAACAUGAACAGACUGCCUGGAUGGGACAAGCACUCAUACGGCUACCACGGAGAUGACGGCCACUCCUUCUGCUCCUCCGGGACCGGCCAACCGUACGGCCCCACCUUCACCACGGGCGACGUGAUUGGCUGCUGCGUUAACCUCAUCAAUAACACUUGCUUUUACACCAAAAAUGGCAUCAGUUUAGGUGUAGCCUUCACAGACCUCCCUCCCAACCUGUACCCCACGGUCGGCCUCCAGACACCGGGCGAGAUCGUAGACGCUAACUUUGGCCAGCAGCCGUUUGUGUUUGACAUCGACGACUACAUGAGCGAAUGGCGAGCCAAGAUCCACGGCAUGAUCGCUCGCUUUCCCAUCGGAGAGAGGCUGGGAGAGUGGCAGGCCGUCCUGCAGAAUAUGGUGUCCAGCUACCUGGUGCACCAUGGGUACUGUGCCACCGCAACAGCCUUCGCCAGAGCCACAGAGACCCUGAUACAAGAGGACCAGACGUCUAUAAAGAACAGACAGAGAAUACAAAAGCUGGUGCUCGCAGGACGCGUGGGCGAAGCCAUAGAAGCUACUCAGCAACUUUAUCCUAACCUGUUAGAGCACAACCCCAACUUACUAUUCAUGUUGAAGUGUCGUCAGUUUGUGGAGAUGGUGAACGGUACAGACAGUGAAGUUCGCUGCUUGACCAUUCGCUCCCCGAAGUCCCAGGACAGUUACCCCGGCUCCCCCAGCCUCAGCCCCCGUCACGGAGCCAGCAACACACACCUGCAACCCGGAGGAGAAAGCCCUACCUGCAGUAACGGGGUGACUCCUCCCAGUAAGUCAAAGAGCCACGGUGGCACAGGUAGCAGCAGUGUCAAAUAUCCCAGCGCGUCUUCUUCUGCAUCCUCAUCCACCUCCUCCUCCCCUUCCUCAGUCAACUACUCGGAGUCCAACUCCUCCGAUUCCACCAAGCCACACAGCGCCAACAGCACCCAGGAAACCAGUGACAGUGAGAUGGAAAUAGAAGCAGAGCACUUCACCAACGGGGUUGUUGAAGGCUCCUCUGCGCGGAUCAUGAAUGGGACAUACAAACAUGAAGAGAUCCUUCAGCCAGACGACAACAGCAUCGGCAAUGGGGUCACAGCAGAUGAGGGUUGUAUUAAUGGCAAACAGCUUUGUGGAGGGAACCAGGCGGCCACAGAGAGGAUGAUCCAGUUUGGACGGGAACUGCAGGGACUCAACGAACAGCUGUGCCGCGAGUACGGCAAAAACGCCACGCACAAGAAGAUGUUACAGGAUGCGUUCAGUCUGUUAGCGUACUCCGACCCGUGGAACUGCCCCGUCGGCCAGCAGUUAGAACCCACGCAGAGAGAAACACUCUGCUCUGCACUCAACAGCGCCAUACUGGAGUCUCAGAACCUGCCGAAGCAGCCUCCGCUGAUGUUAGCGCUGGGCCAGGCCACGGAGUGCGUUCAGCUCAUGGCCCGAGUCCGGUCUGGUUCCUGCUCUUUCGCCAGAGUAGACAACUUUUUGCACUAGCGCCGGUCCAGGUUAAUGUUAAGUAGCACUGAGAUGUCCAGCAGGUAGUUGCCAUGGCGAUGGAGGAAUGAGCAUGCGUGUGAUUGGCUGUCCUUCAGAACCAAUCAGCGCCACCGACAGAGGCAGAGGAGAACGUGACGGAGAGAGAGAGAGAAGAAAGCUUCCUUUUAAUUUAGUAUUAUCGAACAAAGAAAUGUGUGACACUAUUUAAAGAUGAUUAAUUAUUAUUCUGUUUAUCUAGCCUUUCUUUUCUUUUUUGUUCUUUUUUUUUUUUUGUCAGUUUGUUGUGCUCAUCCUGGACAAAGACUAAAUUGUAAAACCCCCUUAUUUUAUUCUUCUGUUUUGAAGGGGGGAUUUUUGAUUCCCUACAAUCAGUAUUUUACUCACGUUGUUGUUGUUGUUGUUGUUCACCAUAUCACAGUCCACAAUACUCACAGCUGGGUACCACAGUGACCCUCACGACUGUAGGUCACCAUAACAAAACCUGAAGUAUAUUACAUCAUCUUUAAUAAACUUGUAGAAGACAGCCAGACUCGGCAGCGCAGCCUUUUAUUCCCCUGCUCAGCGAACAAGUCCUCAGCAGGAAACACACCUCUGAUUGGUUGGAGCUGGUCGAGGCCGAGGCAGCUGAGUAGCAAACACUAACACCGACAGAGAAGGGACUGAUGUCAGACAGAAGUGAGCAGCUAGUCAUUUGGAAAAGUUGGAGCUAUGGAAUUUGGUGCUGUGUUUCGUUAGUCGACCAAACCUGAAACCCGUCACCUGGGUAGGAAACAUAAUUGCUUUGAGGCAAACGCCGCCAGUAACGAGGGGGAAGGGUGUAACGAGGGAUCCAAUUGGAUUAUUCGAGGUGUCGAGGCCGUGGCUUUUGCCGUAACUGGCAGAGCUCGGCCUCUGCUCCCCCCCCCCCAGUGACCCCAGCACCUGCUCUCAGAAACGAGCCUAACUCUAUUAUCAUGGUCACCUUGAUGCCAGCGUAAAGGAAAUCAGAAUCAAAGCCUAACAAGCCCAGUGUGUGUACAGGUAGAAUCCCAGUCGCCCCAGGGGCCUUCUCUUUCAUAUCAUCCCCAGUCUGACUCGCUCUGUGCUGCCGCAAUCAGAGCCGAACAAGAAGUAGAAAAAACAGGAAGUUUUAAUUUCACACUGACUUUUUGAGAAUUAAAGUUUAGUUUCAAUCUCAAGCAUCUUUACUAAGAUGGAUGACGCGUCUGCACGUCCUACUAGUAUCUAGAAAUAAGGCCAAAUUAUCCUGACACCAGGAGACAAUCAAGUUGAUCACACAAAUACAAAUAUGAAGCAAAUAUCACAGACCUAGUCAAGUCUAACGUUAUUUACAAUAUGUAGCAUAAAACCACAAGCGUGCCCCAGAAUGUCCCCCCCCCCCGUUCGAUAACAAAAAGAAAGGGAGAGAGGAGGAUUGUGUUGUUCAGGUUCGCUGCUGGCCACUAUGAGAUUUACAAAGAAGUCGUCACAGAGGUUUGAGUUGUGUAGCCACUGUAACAAAACUACCAAAAACCCUCUUGUGUGAACCACUCCUCUCUGUCAGAGUGUUCACUAUUAAAUAGAGAAAAUUAACAAAAUGUCAAUACAUGGAUUUAUUGUAUUAAUUUCUCUCAAAGCCCUUUUAACCUCCAGCUCCUCUCGACUACACAACCUCUCGUCAGCCUGGAUGUAUAACCCGGCAGCACAGUUAAAAAAGCCUAGACUGUGAAUAAAGAUGGUUUACUAGCCUCCUACCAAAGUGUCAUGCUGGUGAUUUGGAGUCUGCAGUGACACCGUGGUUUCAAGUUAAUAACCGCUUGUCCACAGCUGUCGUUUUUAUAACAUUGGUCAAGAAGAGAAACAAACAUCAGCGUGAUAAGAACUACACAAAACGGCAGAAACCAUCUUUGAGGGGGAACUUUUUUUUUGGUUUGUCCUGUGUCACGUCUGCUAACAUGGAGGAGGUGAAGUUUAUUACCUAAACUUCAGUCGAGAUACUUUGGCUUCACUUUCAGGGGCUUCUCAUGUCAUCCAUCUUUAUUUACAGUCUAUGAGGAACAGGGUCAGACCAGCAGGAGCCGGCUGGCCGUGAGGUCAGAAUUCAUAAUGAGAUGAAUUUAUUCAUUUAAAUGAUCCUUUAGAAUUAUUGUCCACACACACUCUCCUUAGCUGUAUCUGUCGUAAAAUGUUUAUUUUCCAUCUUUUGUUUUACACAGGACUUAUUUUCUACCAAAUAGCAACGACUGAAUGUUGUCUGACUCGUGGCGGCUGUGACCCUGCGGUGUACAUUUUCCAUUUGUGAGAGCUUUUGAAUUCUGUGGUAGUGAAACGUGGAGAAUCACUGAAGUACAGUCGGUUUGCAGCGUGAGGUCAACUACAGGUCAAACUGUGUAUUUGUUUUUUUCCCUCACACCGUCUGCGAUAAUAGGAAUUAUUCUAACAAGUAUACACAGAGUUUAUACUUGACAUCUGCUUCUACAGCUGUAAAGGACUUCUGUUACACACACACAGACACACACACACACACACACACACACACACACACACACACACACACAAGAGAACAACCUCAUACCUGUAGGGAGCGAGUCUCCCAGCUGUCCUUUGUGUUUGAGCCCGGGCUGCGUCUCAACACUGUUACCACGCGCCCUUCCCCUCGUCCCUGCACAGCCACUGAAGGGAUCAGUGAUUGUUUUUAUGGAACUGGAGGGAUGUGAACAGUUUUGGAACCGGGCCCCUCGAGGCCCCCCGGAGCCUCAUGGACUACUCUUCCCCCCCCCCACCGAGGAGGCCGCAGAAACAAACGGCUUCAGGCUUUGCAGACAAGCUGUGCACAGUUGACGUCUAUUAUGAUUUUAAUUUCCUAUUUUGACUUUUGAGUUUUAGAAAAAAUAAAGGAGUGAGUGACCCUCUACUUAGCAUGACUUUGACAACCUUUAAAACGACGUAAAAAAAAAAGUAAAAAUUAUAAUUGAAAAAAAAACUAUGUACUGGAAACAUGUUAAAGAAGAAAUAUUGUAUUCUGUUUAAUUUUGACAGACUUAUUUUUAUUAAAAUACACCCAUAAGCAUA